Candidozyma pseudohaemuli is the source of this 6312-nucleotide messenger RNA. RefSeq names its product ATP-dependent RNA helicase. Gene Ontology annotation, molecular function: ATP binding; nucleic acid binding. Gene Ontology annotation, cellular component: nucleus. The transcript has a single exon. NCBI's taxonomy places the organism in Eukaryota, Fungi, Ascomycota, Pichiomycetes, Serinales, Metschnikowiaceae. The record is from RefSeq and is a predicted model, not a curated record. Bases 1 to 6312 code for a protein of 2103 amino acids.
AUGGCCUUCUCGUCACGUGCGCUCAUCACCAUCAUCAACACCAACUACUCUUCCAAGGCCAUGUCUGAAAACGGAAAAAAAGGAGGCUACCUGCAGAAAGAGCUAGCAGGCGUUGCUCUCCGAGGCCGCAGGACGCUGCAUCUGAACGAACCAGACUCGGCGCCGGCUUCUAUGGCUGGCCAUAUCUCCAUGAAAGAAAUGGGCUCUAGAGCCCGAACCGAGCCAGAAACACGGCCUAGGCCCGCCAACGGCGAGGAAAACGAAGAGAGGAGCCAAAAUAACGGGAAUUUCGUGCAAAGAGACCUCAAUUUCGAAGAUAUAGCGUACAAGCCCACGACCGAGGGAAACGCCGUGGCUUUUGAAGCUUUCACUGCUGAAAUACGACAACAUAUUCCUGACGAGCCUCAUAGUGUGAUUUUAUCGGCAGCAGACACGGUGCUAGAGUUGUUGAAGGAUGAAGAUAGGGAUCUUCUGGAAAGGAGGAACGAGAUUGGUGAGCUUCUAUCAACCAAGCUUUCAGACGAUGAACUACAUGCUUUGAUCAAGAUCGCACACAGCAUCACGGAUUAUGACCAGAAAGAGGAAGCAGCGGAAGAAGGAGGCGACCAGGCUUUGGCAAUUGAGUUUGAGGAGGAAAACGACCAGGAGACUCAUACUAAUGUGGUGGUGGAAGAGGAGGCUGUUGAAGAAAAGGAAACGGAGCCUGUGAUCCAGGAUUCGCUGAAUGUGACGAUUCAGGGUGGCGAAACGCCGAAAUCGACCGUUUUGCCGUUACAUGACAUCAAGCGUGAUUUCUUCUACAGCCGAGUUUCUGCACUGGAACCAGAAUGGGAGCCCGAGGCUGUACGUGAACAGUGCAAGAAAAUAACAAAAGUGCUCUUUGACAAGAGCGUUCCAGCCUCCGAUCUCGAAAAGGCCCUUAUGGAGGCCACAGACUACAAGCACCUCGAUUUGGUCAAACUAUGCAUAGAAAACCGCUGGAAAAUCAUGUUCCAGCUACAAGCGCUUGGAGGCGAUAAAGAGAAAGCCAAGGCGAUUCAGGAAAUGAAAGAAAUGGGGCUCGAUCUGCUUCUAGCGGAGUUUGGCGUGGCUGUAGAGCAGCCUAAAAAGAGAAGAGCUCUGGACCAGGAAGAGCCGACCAAGAGAACAAAGCAGGAGACGAGAAAACCAAAAAUCGUGGAUCUUGAAGGUCUUGUUUUCGAGCAAGGUGCUCACCUCAUGGCGACGUCCAAGGUCAGUCUCCCCAAGGGCUCGUAUCAACAAAACAAGAAGCUCUACGAUGUGAUCUCGGUACCUGCUCCAGAAGGACCGCCAUCACUUGAAUCCACCAACGAACAACUUGUUCAAAUUUCUGAGCUCCCCGAAUGGGCUCAGGCUGCUUUUCCUUCUGCAGAAACACAGUCGUUAAACAGGAUCCAGUCGAAAAUCUACCCUCAGGCAUUCCAAAGCGACGAAAACUUGCUUCUUUGUGCCCCUACAGGUGCCGGUAAAACCAACGUUGCCAUGCUCACCUUCCUACGGCUUUUGCUGAAUUACCGUGAUAGUGAAAGCGGUCGUAUAACGUUGAAGUCAUUCAAGGCGGUGUAUGUUGCACCAUUGAAGGCUUUAGUCGCUGAACAAACCAGAGAGUUUCAAAGAAGACUCACCUCUCAGUACGGCGUGGUUGUGAACGAAUUCACCGGUGAUUCGAGCCUCAGCCAGAGAGAAAUCGCCGAAACACAGAUUCUUUUUACAACGCCAGAAAAAUGGGAUGUGGUGACUCGAAAAGCUACCGAAUCGCUGUAUGCGUCCAUGGUGAAGCUCUUGAUCAUCGAUGAAAUCCACUUGUUGCACGACGAUAGGGGUCCAGUGUUGGAGAGUAUCAUUGUCAGGGCCAAGAGAAACCCCGAUAUCAGAAUAGUUGGACUUUCUGCCACUUUGCCUAAUUACGAGGAUGUUGCACGUUUCAUCGAUGUUGACUUGAAAAAGGGCCUUUUCUACUUUGACGCCCUGUACCGUCCUUGUCCAUUGGAGCAGCAGUAUGUGGGUAUCAAGGAGAAGAAGGCUAUCAAAAAGGUGGCUGCCAUGAACGAGGCCUGUUUUGAUAAGUUGAAGGAAAGCAUCAAAAACAACCACCAGCUUAUUAUUUUCGUGCACUCGAGAAAGGAUACCUUCAAGACCGCCAAGUGGUUGGCUGAAAAGGCCGAAGAGGAGGAGAUCAAGAUCGCCAGUUCCAGUGCUGGAACUCAGGAGAUUCUCAGACAAGAGGCUGAAAACGCAAAUAACAAAAAUUUGAGCCAGGUUCUCUCUUCAGGCUUCGGUAUCCAUCAUGCUGGUCUCAAGAAGGAAGAUAGAGGAACCGUGGAAGAUCUUUUCGCCCAGGGCCAUAUAAGAGUUCUUGUAUCUACGGCAACAUUGGCCUGGGGUGUCAAUUUACCAGCCCACACGGUUGUCAUUAAAGGCACAGAUACUUAUAAUCCUGAAAAAGGUGCUUGGGUGCAACUUCUGCCCCAGGACAUUUUGCAGAUGUUGGGUCGUGCUGGUAGACCUCGUUACGAUAAAUCCGGUGAAGGUGUGAUUAUCACAGCUCACGACCAGCUCCAGUACUACAUGGCAGUAUUGAACCAGCAGCUUCCUAUCGAAUCCCAGCUCAUGAGCAAAUUGGCAGAUAACUUGAAUGCUGAAAUAGUCUUGGGUCAGGUCAAGUCUUUGGAGGAUGCGGUGAACUGGCUUGGCCAAACGUACUUAUACAUUCGGAUGCUCAGAUUACCAAAACUCUACCAGGUUGGAGCAGACUAUGGGGACGAUAAGGUCUUGUACUGGAAAAGAGCCGAUUUGGUGCACUCAGCCUUCACCAUUUUGAACAACCACAAGUUGUUGAACUAUAAUGAGGAGACGGGUCUGGUGGUCCCUACUGAGUUGGGAAAGAUCGCCGCUGGUUUCUACAUCGGCCACUCCACGAUCUUCAUGUACAACAACAAGCUCAAACCGUGGAUGUCGGAGAUCGAUGUUCUUCGAGUUUUUGCAUCGUCUGAAGAGUUCAGGUAUGUUCCGGUGAGACAAGAGGAAAAGCUUGAGAUUGCCAAACUUGCUGAAAAGUGCCCCAUUGCCAUCAAAGAAGCACCUAACGAGCCAUUGGCGAAAAUCAACGUUUUGUUACAAGCCUACAUUGCCCAUUUGCUGCUUGAGGGAUUUGCCUUGAUGGCAGACAUGAUCUACAUCACCCAAUCGGCAGGCCGUUUGCUUAGAGCUAUCCACGAGAUUUGCUUGAAAAAAAUGUGGGCUUCUGCUUCCCUUGUGACCUUGGAGCUCUGCAAAAUUGUUGAAAAGCGAACUUGGAACACAAGCUCUCCAUUUAGACAGUACGGCAGUUUGGCACCAUUUGAGCUCAUCAAGGCCACUGAGGCGUCUCACUUGCCGUUUAUCAGUUACCUCAAUUUAAAUGCCGCUGAACUCGCCGAGGCCUUCAAUUUCAAAGGACAGAGCCAAUUGGCAUACAACUUGCUUCAGAAUUUCCCCAAAUUGGACAUCAAGUGCACUGCUCAGCCAAUUUCCCAGGAUACCUUGCGUAUUCUGGCAGACAUCAAUCCCAAUUGGGAAUGGAACAGGACGCUCCACGGUUCCAAGGAGAACUUCUUGAUUAUCGUUGAAGACGUCAAUGGUGAGGUGAUUUUGCACAACGAUGUGUUGCAGAUCAACCAGAAAAAUAUCCACCGUACCAUUGCACUUGACAUUUUUGUUCCUAUUGCCGACCCGCUUCCGCCUAAUUUAUACUUGACCGCUGUCAGUGAAAAGUGGCUCAACUGUCUGUGGAGACAACCCAUUGAGAUGUUCCACACCCAGCUUCCCAAAAAGCCGCUGUCUGCUACAGAGUUGCUCGAUGUUCAGAGCAUCCCUACGACUGCCUUGAAAGACGAAAAGUUCACGGACUGUUUUGACUUUUCCCAUUUCAACAAGUUCCAAUCGCAGGUCUUCCAUGCCCUUUGGAACUCCGAAAGAAACGUCUUUUUGGGUAUGGCAAAAGGCAGUGGAAAAAGCGUCUGUGCCGAAUUGGCCAUACUCAACCACUGGAGACAAAACAAGCAGCGUGCCGUUUAUUUGCAGCCAUCCCAGGAACUUGUGGAUGUCAAUCUCAAGGUGUGGCAGAAGAAGUUUGCCAAUUUGACAGACCCUCCAAAGCAGAUUGCCAAACUCACGGGAGACCUCACUUCAGAUAUCAAGAUCCAGGCCACCUCUCAUUUGGUUCUUGGAACUCCCACGCAAUUCGAUGCUCUUACAAGGCGCUGGCGCCAGAGAAAAGCAGUUACUCAAAUUGGAUUGGUGGUUGCAGAUGACGCUCAUUUGGUUUCAAGUGGUGAAAAUGGCGGAGCAGCUUAUGAAACCGUGCUUUCAAGGAUGCGUUUGAUGAGUGCCCAUUUGAAGCUGGAUCUUCGGAUCGUCGCUUUGUCACAUCCGCUUCUUUAUGGUAGAGAUUUUGGGGAAUGGUUGGGCUGUAUCAAGCAGGAUAUCUUCAACUUUGAAGCGUACGAGCGUUUCAAGCCCAUCAAGGAGAUCAAGGUGGACGGUUACAACGGACCUAAUUACACCAUGCUGAACUGGCCCAAGGUUGCAAGCUUUUUGGAGAAAGCAGAAGGGUCCACACUUAUUUUUGUGCCCAACCAGAAAAUCGCCUUGGAGGUUUCCCAGAAAGUCGCUGAGCUCACCACAACAAAUGCAGAGAUUUCUUCUUACUUGCUGAAAAUCAGCGACAAGACAGCAAGAAAUCUCGCAGAAAAAGGCGUUGGUAUCUUCCACCAGGUCUUAUCCCCAAGAGACCAACUUGUGAUGAGUCGUCUCUUUUCUGGAGAGCUUCUUAGUAUCGGUAUUGCAACGAGAUCAUUUGCUAGAUACGCUCCUCAGGCGCAAAACAUUGUCAUUUUAGGCUCCCAAGACGAGGAAAUCCACCAGAACACAGACUACUACUUGAAUGAUAUUCUCGAGAUGGUGGGCUCAAGCUCUGGAGGCAAGGUCUUAGCGCUAGUGCAUGCUCCUCGAGUUACCUACUAUUCCAAAUUCCUCAGUGUCAGAAUGCCGUUGGAGAGUUACUUGUACCUGGAUCUAUACGAUGCUUUUCUUCACGAGAUCUCGGCCAGAACUUUCCACUCCAGACAAGACUGUGUGGACUGGCUCACGUACACAUUCUUCUACCGCCGUUUGGUACAGAAUCCCAGCUUCUAUGGCCUCAAAAAUGUGGGUCAUGUUGAGGUUUCGGAGUAUUUGUCUGAUCUUGUGGAAAACACCUUGAAGGAAUUGACGGAUGCCGGCUUGAUCGAGAUGGACGAUGAAGAGGAAGAGGACGAAGACGAAGAAGAGGAGGAAGAGGAAAUGUCUCCACUCAAUGGUGCCAUGAUCGCCUCCCACUACAACGUCAGUUUCUUCACCAUGAAGCUUUUCAGCGAAUUGACCGCCAAAUCCAGACUUCGUGAUGUUUUGGAGGUCGUUACUUCGGCUGCGGAGUUUGAGCUGCUUCUUUAUAGGCCCGGUGACGAAAAGACCUUGAGCCAAUUGGCAGCAGUGGUUCCAUUCAAAAUUGGUACUGAUGUCGUUUUGGAAUCGCCUCAAACCAAGGCUUUCUUGCUUGUUCAGGCUCAUUUGUCGAGAAUCUCUUUGCCUGCUGAUUUGGCUGAAGACCAGAAACUCAUUUUGAAGUCGAUCAUGAAUCUCGUGUUUGCUUGUGUUGACUCGUUGUCUUCUGAAGGCCACCUUAACGCUCUUCAAGCGAUGGAUCUUUCACAGAUGCUUGUUCAGGGUAUGUGGAACAGAGAGCUGCCUUUGAAGCAGAUUCCUCAUGUCAACAACGGCAUGCUUGAACGGUGCAAGAAGUACAAGGUCGAGACGGUUUUCGAUAUCAUGUCGUUGGAGGAUGAUGAAAGAGACGAUGUGCUUCAGCUUGAGGACCAGCAGCUUCAGGAUGUGGCUGACUUUGUGAAUAAGUAUCCAAACGUGGAUGUGUCGUAUGAGCUCGAUGUUGAAGAGGGCGUUGUUGCCGGUGAACCCAAGCAGAUCACCGUUACAAUUGAGAGAGAUGAAGAGUUGGAGGAUCUCGAUGUUGUUGCUCCACGUUUCCCUAGUCAGAAGCGUGAAGGCUGGUGGGUUGUUAUUGGAGAUGCUCAAUCCAGGCAGCUUUACGGUAUCAAGAAGACGACUGUGGCUUUAGAGACGCAGGAGGUUAAGAUGGAUUUUACGGUUCCUGUUGCUGGUCAUCAUAAGUUGAGUGUUUGGUGUAUGUGUGAUUCGUAUUUGGAUGUGGAUAAGGAGAUGACGUUUGAGGUUGACGUUGGGGAAGAAGCUUAA